This is a messenger RNA of Adelges cooleyi (spruce gall adelgid), 3441 nucleotides long. It is a transcript of the gene Cse1, whose product is annotated as exportin-2. The record is from RefSeq and is a predicted model, not a curated record. The transcript is spliced from 21 exons. NCBI's taxonomy places the organism in Eukaryota, Metazoa, Arthropoda, Insecta, Hemiptera, Adelgidae. Gene Ontology annotation, biological process: protein import into nucleus; protein export from nucleus. Gene Ontology annotation, molecular function: small GTPase binding; nuclear export signal receptor activity. Bases 276 to 3200 code for a protein of 974 amino acids. Gene Ontology annotation, cellular component: nuclear envelope; cytosol.
UCCCUCGCGGAUAGCCGCACAGAGAAGUAUACCGGAUUUUUCGUUAAUUGUUAUUCGUUAUUUUUCGAAGCUCAUAGGCCCGCUGUAUUCACAAUCGAUUUUGAGCUUUUUCAUUUGUUCACCAAUUAACUUUUCCAUACUAUUUUUAUACACAUUCGUUAUUGCUAUUUCCAUUACGUUUAUUUUAAUUAAAUUAUUUUCUCUUUACUCUUCGCAAACUUUUUACAGUACAUAUCGUUAGUCAUAGCUAUAUCGUGAGGUUAUUGUGAUUUUAGAUGGAUAUCACACCCGAAAAUAUCAACCAUUUGGUCAAAUGUUUACAAGCGACUCUAAGUCCUGAACCUACUGAACGAAAACAAGCCGAAAACUUUUUAUUAUCAAUUGAAUGCAACAAGAACUACCCGUUAUUAUUGUUACACAUCAUUAGUGCAUCAAAUGAUAUGAAUGUUGAGUUAGUGCGAAAAAUUGGGGCUGUAACAUUCAAAAACUAUAUAAAACGAAAUUGGCCUGUUGAUGAAGAAACUUUAGAAAAUAAAAUACAUCAAGAUGAUCGUGUUUUAAUUAAAGAACAGAUUGUGACUAUUAUGUUAAAUUCACCUGAAGCAAUUCAAAAGCAAUUAAGUGAUGCAAUUUCAUUGAUUGGCAAACAUGAUUUUCCAGACAAUUGGCCUAAUCUAUUACAAAAAAUCAUCGAAAACUUUAUGGCAUUUGCUGCUGCACCAACUGGCGAUUUAACUCCUAUAAAUGGUGCAUUAGAAACAGCUCACUCUUUAUUUAGGAAAUAUAGAUAUGAACUAAAGUCACAAAAGCUGUGGACUGAAAUUAAAUUUGUUUUGGAUACUCUUGCAAAACCUCUAACCGAACUAUUUGUUCUUACUAUGAAUUUGUGCGAAGUUUCAAAAGAUCCUAAACUUUACAAUGUUAUAUUGUUGCUUACAAAAAUAUUUUACUCGUUAAAUUACCAGGAUUUACCAGAAUUUUUUGAAGACAACAUGCAAACAUGGAUUGGUAAUUUUCAAAAACUUUUGGAAUUAGAAAUCAAAGAGUUGGAAACAAAUAGUGAUGAUGAAACCGGCAUAUUACAUCAAAUUCAAUCACAAAUCUGUGAAAACAUAUCGUUGUAUGCACAAAAGUAUGAGGAAGAAUUUUCCGCUUACAUGAAAGAUUUAGUUACAAUUAUUUGGAAAUUAUUAAUCAAAACUGGUUCUGAACCAAAAUAUGAUACUCUUGUGAUAAAUGCGUUACAAUUUUUGUCAACAACUGUGGUUAAACCACAAUACAAUGAGCUAUUCAAUGAUCCAUCGGUAUUUUCUGCAAUUUGUGAAAAAGUGGCUAUACCCAACAUGCAGUUCAAAGCGUCAGACGAAGAAUUGUUUGAAGACAACCCAGAAGAAUACAUACGAAGAGAUAUUGAAGGAUCAGAUGUUGAUACUAGAAGAAGAGCUGCAUGUGAUCUCGUCAAAGCACUUUCUAAAGAAUUUGAACAAAUUACGAUGUCAUCGUUCGGUUUAUACGUGAAGUCUAUGUUAGAACAAUAUGCUGCAAAUGAACAAAACUGGCGUAGUAAAGAUGCUGCAUUAUUUUUGGUCACUACCCUCGCCUCACGUGGUAGCACACAGCGCCACGGAACAACUAAAAUCAGUGAACUCGUGAACUUGGAAGAAUUUACCACGUUGCAUGUAUUACCUGAGUUAGCUAAUCCAAAUAUAAAUGGAAUGCCUGUUAUGAAAGCAGAUGCUAUUAAAUAUGUUGUGACGUUCCGAAGUGUAUUACCACCUCAGGUUGUGAUAAGCACGCUACCGGCUCUUACAAAACUUUUGGAAGCUGAGAGUGUUGUUGUAAGAAUUUACGCAGCAGCCGCAAUCGAUAAGAUUUUACUAUUAAAACACCCAGAAACUAAAGCUCUCGUCGUUAAUGCUGCUAUACUUGCGCCGUUUGCAGAACAGUUAAUAAAAUCUCUGUUUGGAAUAUUAACAAAACCUGGUUCUGAAGAAAACAGUCACACAAUGAAAGCUAUAAUGAGGACAUUUUUUACUCUAAAGCAACAAAUAAUACCUUUAUUGGCAGAACUUUUGCCUGUAUUAACCGACAAACUUAUAGUAGUGGCACGUAAUCCAAGUCAACCAGAAUUUAAUCAUUUCCUCUUUGAAACUAUUUCGUAUUGUGUUAAAUUGGUUUGUACUGUUACACCCGAAGGAGUUGCUUCAUUUGAAGGCGUAUUGUUCCCUAUAUUCCAAAUAAUAUUGCAACAAGACAUAUUGGAAUUUAUGCCUUACACUUUUCAACUUUUGGCUCAGUUACUAGAGUUCCACAGCUCUGGUGAUGUGGGUGAAGCGUAUACAAUAUUGUAUCCAUUUUUAUUAACGCCUGCUUUAUGGGAGAAAACUAGUAAUAUACAUCCAUUAGUGCGAUUGCUUAGGUCUUAUGUUGGAAAAACUGCACCGACAAAUUUCGAAAAAUCUUUAAAUAUUAAUGGACUACUAGGUGUGUUCCAAAAACUCAUUGCCUCUAAAUCGCAAGAUCACGAAGGUUUCCGUUUACUAAAAACUAUACUUGAACACUGUCCUGUGGAAACCAUACAGCCUCAAUUGAAAAAUAUAUUCAUUCUCUUAUUCCAACGACUGUCUUCUUCAAAAACAACCAAGUUUGUUAGAGAACUGAUAGCGUUUAUAUUUUUCUGUGUUAUUAAGUAUGGAGCAACGUCUAUAGUUGAUCUCAUCGACUCUGUUCAAAAUGGAAUGUUUGGAAUGUUGCUUGAAAAAAUCAUAUUACCUGAUGCACAAAAGGUAACGGGAAAUGUUAACAAAAAAGUAACUGGAGUUGGUAUUGUUAAAGUACUUUCCGAUACUCCUAAAUUAAUAGAUGGACCAUAUGCUCAAUUUUGGUCCCGUCUUCUCGAGUCUGUCAUAUGUUUAUUUGAACUUCCAGAAGAUGAAACAGUGUAUUCAGAAGAUAGAUUACUUCAAGACGACAAUGAUAACUCGUAUGAAGCUGGUUAUUCACAACUUGCGUUUGCCAGCGAAGUCGAAUAUGAUCCUUUAUCUGGAGUUGAUCCAAAAUCGUUCCUAGCUCAGUCUUUAACUAAAUUAAUGAGUCAAAUACCUGGUCGUGUUCCUCUUUUGAUAAAUCAAGGACUUGCAGAAGAAAAACGUGUUCAAAUACAAAAUUAUUUGGUUAGCAUUAAUGUACAAAUUGUAUAAUUUUUUAAAUCUUCUAUUAAUAUAUUUUAAGUGAGUUUUUGUACUGUUUAAUGAUUUAGUGUAAAAUUAAUAUUAAUUUGGUUAAGCAAUGAGCCUUACUUAGCUUGCCACCAUUGGUUAUAUUGCAGUUUAAUUUUUAAUGAACAUAUUUUUUUUUAAAUCUUUAACAAAGUGUACUAUAUUUCGAUUGAAAUACUUUAUUAUUUUAUCAUAUUUACAUGUCUACUAAUUAUUUAUAUUU